Drosophila novamexicana is the source of this 1113-nucleotide messenger RNA. It is a transcript of the gene vib, whose product is annotated as phosphatidylinositol transfer protein alpha isoform. Gene Ontology annotation, molecular function: phosphatidylinositol transfer activity; phosphatidylcholine intramembrane carrier activity; phosphatidylcholine binding. The record is from RefSeq and is a predicted model, not a curated record. The transcript is spliced from 9 exons. The coding region runs from base 153 to 974 and encodes 273 amino acids. Lineage: Eukaryota; Metazoa; Arthropoda; Insecta; Diptera; Drosophilidae. Gene Ontology annotation, cellular component: cytoplasm. Gene Ontology annotation, biological process: phospholipid transport.
GGUCACACCUCGUCUGGUCGUCGUGUACAAAAAUCAAUUACUAUUACUGCUGAAACUGAAUACGUUAAGCGUUUCCGCGAGUAAACAAAACGCCAGUCAACCACAAUUAGCAAUAGAAGUUUAAAUCAACGGAGCAAUAAAAUUGGGAAAAAAUGCAGAUCAAAGAAUUCCGCGUGACUUUGCCAUUAACCGUGGAAGAGUAUCAAAUAGCACAAUUAUUCUCGGUAGCGGAGGCAUCAAAGGAGAACACGGGCGGCGGCGAGGGCAUUGAGGUAUUAAAAAACGAAGCCUUCGAAAAUUUCCCAUUGUUGGGCGGCAAAUAUAAUUCCGGUCAGUAUACAUAUAAGAUCUACCAUCUGCAAUCAAAAGUUCCAGCGUACAUAAGACUGUUGGCGCCGAAAGGCUCAUUGGAGAUACACGAGGAGGCAUGGAAUGCUUAUCCUUAUUGUCGAACGAUUAUUACGAAUCCCCGCUAUAUGAAUCAAAAUUUUUUCAUACAUGUUGAUUCACUACAUUUUUCCGACGAUUGUGGCACAUUGAAUAAUGUGCACGAACUGUCGCCCGAUAAGCUGAAAGUGCGCGAAGUGGUGCACAUUGACAUUGCCAAUGAUCCGGUCCUGCCAGCGGACUAUAAGCCCGAAGAGGAUCCGACCACCUACCAGUCAAAAAAAACUGGCCGUGGACCUCUGUUGGGCCCGGACUGGAAAAAGCGUAUAGAUCCUGUGAUGACCUGCUACAAGUUAGUCACUUGUGAGUUCAAAUGGUUUGGCCUGCAAACAAGAGUAGAAAAUUUUAUACAAAAGUCAGAGCGACGUCUCUUCACAAACUUUCAUCGUCAAGUUUUCUGUUCAACUGAUCGCUGGUACGGUCUAACAAUGGAUGAUAUACGCGCCAUUGAGGAUAAGGUUAAGGAGGAGCUGGACAAGGCGCGACAGACGGGCGAGGUGCGAGGCAUGCGUGCGGAUGGUGAUUAAAUAUAGUAGAAAAUGUUUAAAUAUGUACAUGUAAAAACACAAAACAAAAACUAUGAUAAAACAAACACAGGCAACUGAAUAAUAUAAAUUGAAAUGCAUAAAUAAAUAUACAAACCUUAUUUAAAAAGGAAAAAAAUAA